Messenger RNA from Babesia microti strain RI, 1581 nucleotides. Its product is annotated as DEAD/DEAH box helicase. Bases 1 to 1581 code for a protein of 526 amino acids. The transcript has a single exon. NCBI's taxonomy places the organism in Eukaryota, Apicomplexa, Aconoidasida, Piroplasmida, Babesiidae. Gene Ontology annotation, cellular component: nucleus. Gene Ontology annotation, molecular function: nucleic acid binding; RNA helicase activity; ATP binding. The record is from RefSeq and is a predicted model, not a curated record.
AUGGAGGAGAUAGAUCCAUUGGACGCAUUCAUGCAAUCUCUAAAUGAUACCAUUGGAUCUUACAAAAAUGAAGAUAAAUCUGGUGUUAAAAGGGGCAUAGAUGAAUUGGAUGAGGAAUAUGACAUUGCCGAUUUCUGCGAGUACAUGAAUACCAAAGAGUAUUUGGAUAGACUGAAUCCAGGGAAUGAAGAUACAAAGGAAAGCAAUUCUAGUAAACCAUUUCCACUGCUUCUAUCGGCAGAAUCCUCAGAGCCUCCGUUUUAUAACUUCACUUAUACGCACAUUUCUGAGAUUGAGUCUAUGAGUUUAGAUGAAUUAACUAGGCUCAAGGAGAAAUUGAGGAUUUGUACCACUGGAUCACGAGUUCCAACCCCUAUAACUAAAUUUGAUCACAUAUCCCACUGCAUGCCUGAUAAAUUAAUGGAUAAUAUCAAAAAAAUGGGAUUUAUUACACCUACUCCCAUCCAAUGUCAAGCCAUACCGUCAAUUUUAAUGAAGAGAGACACCAUUAUUUUCGGUGAAACUGGGUCUGGCAAGACAUUAUCAUUUCUACUUCCUAUGACAUCCCUUCUUUCUGAGCAUUUAAAACAUGAUAAGGAUGUCAAUAAAUUUGAUCUCAAUUGUUUAGUAAUAACCCCUACUAGGGAACUGUGUAUGCAACACUAUAACACAUUUAAAAAACUUAGUAAAGAUAUAGGUAUUACGACAGUGGCGUUAAUGGGAGAUGUAGACAAAGCUUUUCUUAUCAAAACUCUUUCAAAAGGUUGCCAUGUUAUCAUUUCCAGUAUGGGCAGAUUGGCAGAUUUUGUGCAUUCCAAAGUUAUUGAUCUAUCACACAUAAAGCUACUAGUGAUUGAUGAAGCAGACAAACUUUUCACUCCCAUAAACAUCAAGCAAACUGAAAGUUUGAUUGGGGGGACACCAACAAAUAAAAUUACCGUAUUUGUAAGCGCUACCAAGACUGAUAAGAUAUUGGAUUCCAUGAGAAAAUUGGCCAAAUCCCCUAUAGUUAUUAGUGUAGGGAAUCCAGAAGCGGGUUAUCCCAUUGAUAAAGUGGAUGUAAACUUUAUAAUAACACAAACACUUGCUAAUAAAAAAUUAUGGCUAUUUGACAUAUUGCCAAUGCUUGAGGAUAAGGGGCAAGUGAUAAUAUUUUGUAAUACCAAAUCACAAGUAGAAGAAUUGGCAGAGAUUCUAAACGAUCCAGCUAUAAGACAAACGAAUAAAGUGGCAAUAUUUGCUAGGGGAAUACACGGACAAAUGAGUGCUAAUGAUAGGGAUAAUGUUGUUGAGAAAUUUAAGAAACUCCUUUUCCCAACUCUAGUAACCACAAGUGUAUUUUCUCGGGGUAUUGAUAUUGCCAGCAUAAAAGUUGUUAUAAACUUUGAUGCACCCAAGCAUUUUCACGAAUAUUGCCAUAGAAUCGGUCGUUGCAGUAGGGGGGAAAGUAAUGGCAUCGCAUAUACUCUAAUUGACCCAAAGAGAGAUUUGAAAAUGGUAAUCAGGAUUGUCGAACAUUUGCAAAUGUUUGGCAGGGAAGUACCUAACGAUUUACUAAAAAUUGUCCGGGGUUUCAAGUAA